Molecule: messenger RNA, 1148 nt
Organism: Vigna umbellata (rice bean)
Lineage: Eukaryota; Viridiplantae; Streptophyta; Magnoliopsida; Fabales; Fabaceae
Product: WUSCHEL-related homeobox 8-like
Molecular function (GO): DNA-binding transcription factor activity; DNA binding
Source: RefSeq, a predicted model, not a curated record
UUUUGGACAAGAAUAUCCCUGGGACAUUCUUGCUUUUUAUUCUCUCCCCGCAUCGUACGCCGCCGACACAGCUUCGAGUUUUGGCAAGUGCUAACAUACGCCUCUGACACCAAAGCGACGCUCUCUGCUCCCAUAGAGAAGGCGAUGGUGAACGUGAUGGAGUGGCAGAAGCAGAGUUGGCAACCCAACGGUAACGCCGAAAUGAUGUACGUCAAAGUCAUGACAGACGAACAACUCGAGACUCUCCGCAAGCAGAUUGCGGUUUACGCAACAAUCUGCGAGCAACUCAUCGAGAUGCACAAAACCAUCUCUUCUCACCAAGAUCUCGCAGGGAUUAGGCUGGGAAACAUGUACUGCGAUCCUUUGUUGGGGUCUAGUGGGCACAAAAUAGCUUCGAGGCAGAGAUGGACUCCGACUGCUAUGCAGCUUCAGAUUCUGGAGCGGAUAUUUGAUCAGGGAACUGGGACUCCCAGCAAGGAAAAGAUCAAGGAGAUCACUGCUGAGCUCAGCCAGCAUGGCCAGAUUUCUGAGACCAAUGUUUAUAACUGGUUUCAGAACAGGCGGGCUCGCUCCAAAAGAAAGCAACAGAAUGUGGCACCCGGUGUUAAUGCGGAAUCAGAAGUAGAGACCGAGGUUGAUUCCAAAGAUAAGAAGACAAAGGCAGACGAUUUUUGGUCCCAGCUCAAUGUUUCUGCUGGGCCUUCUGAUAAUUUAGGUUUCCAGAACCAUGAUGAUCUGCAGUACUUGAAUGACAAUUCAGAGUCCAACAAACCAGAUUCUGUUUUCCCGUCUGAUGGGAGUUUAAGACCCACUAGAAAUUUCAACCAUGUGCCUGUUUUCGAUGGGCUGCUAUCGAACCCCGGAAAUGGCUAUCUUACUGGAAAAAUAGAAGCUCCUGAGAGUUACGACUUAUACCAGCCAUCAGACGACUUCGACAUGGCAGGCUGACAGUCAUUGUAAUUUCUGAGACUGUGAUUAGCUGUAAAGAAUUGCUGGUUUGAUUUUGAGCUAGUGUGAAUGAGAAAAAUUGAACCAAUUGAAACAUGAGAACUUAUAGCUUAUAGUAUAUAGAUACCACGAUCUAAAAUGGUAGUGGACAUUUUACUUGAUAAUGGAAUAUAUUUGGGAGUUCGUAUUGAUAGUGUGAA